UACUGACAAGAUCUUUACAUUUACCAAUUUUGUGAUUUACCAAUUAUAAUUUAUUUCUACAAAGCAUCUCUGUUAUAAAAAAGGAAACAAAUGAAAUAAACAUUAAGCGACUGAUCGUCUCAAUCUGAAAAAAAAUCUUAAUUGUAUCAAGCUCUACUAAACUACUCAUGAGCAAUGUAAAUAAUAUUUCCAAGAUGGGAGUAAAAGAUAAAAACCUAAGAUUGAUAUGUUCAACUCCAGAACAAAAUAACAAUUCUCCUUCAAGAGACAGUGAUUCACUGUAUGAUUCAGAUGCUACUAGUCCUGUUCCCUUUUUAUGCACACAAGAUGGAGCUGACGGAGAAACUGAUGUUGUGUGGAAUUUUUACACUCCGAAAGCUGAUCGCAACAAAAUUCAUGAUAAAAAUGCAACACCCAUUGGUAGGAAACCUAAAAGAAUUCAACGUCCAAAACUUAUUGAUAAACAUAUUUCAAAACGCAGAGCACUCCGUUCAACGCAGAAAAGAACAGAAUUAUUUAAUGAUCUUAUUGAAUUAAAUGAAAACUUGUCUGAAUUAAUUAAAAAAAACCCUAAAGAGUCUGGUGUCAAAACCCAUUCAGGUAGUGAAGAGGAUUUAUUUAGUGAUUCAUCUGAUUAUUCACCAAAAAGUGGACGAAAAACAAAACACAACUGUUUACGGAAAAAUGUGUUAAGUUCAAAGUUUACUAAACCAGAGAAUGAAAAUGUGAUAGAAUCUGACGAUUCAAUGAAUGAAUGUUUGAUCAAAGCCAGUCAAAUUGUUGAAGACAUUGCGUUUGAUGAUGAAGUAACCCCGCCAAAAGUAAAUCCAGCAAAAAGGAAGUAUGUUGAUGUGAAAACUAAUUAUAAUUCAAUGGAUACACUUUUAGGUAAUGUAAAGCUAGGUUCACCAAUAGUUAACAAAGUAAAGAAAAGUGAAAUGCCAUGCAUUAACAAUGACUCUUUUGAUAAUCUUGUUGAGAAUUUGAAUGACAGCGUAUUCGAACAAUUGACUCAAAUGCCAGUUAAAAUGGAUGAAACUAACAAGACUGGUAGUAGUUGGAAAGUGAAAGAAGUUAUAGUUCACAAUGCAAGCCCCAAGUCAUUGUCAUUCAUUCGACACAGCACUAUGCCGGAAUCACCAUCACUGAAUGUAAAUAAACCUUCUACAAGUGGCAUGGUCUUUGGCAGGUAUAAUACUAUGCCAACUGAGAAGAAUAUCAGCAGUGGUGAAUCUGAUUGUUCACCAAUAAAAUGUACCCAAGAAGAAAUAGAACGGAAACAUCGGUUAGCCAGAGAAAAAUUACUUGCCAAAAGGUUACUGCCCUUCACGUCUAUGCAGACAAAACAGCAAAGUCAAUCACAGAAGAAUCUAAAAAUAAAUUCAAACAGUGAACCAAAUUUCAUUUAUCAAUCUGCCAAACUGUUGCCUAAUACUAAGAAUAAUGUAUGCCGAAGUCUGGAAACAAAACCAAUAAAAUCACAAGAUGUAAAUAACUUACCCACAGAAAAACUUAAUGAAAAUGUUUUAUUAAAACAAAAUAUUACAAAGUUUCAACCAAAGUUUCCUAGUAAUAAUGCAAAUAAAGUUGAUACUGUAACAAACAAAUCCAAUGAUUUGAAAGAAUUAUUGGAAAGAAAAAGGCUGGAGGCAUUAAUGAAAUUAAGAAAACGACAACAGCAAAAUAAGUAGAUAAUUGUAGAGAAAAUCUUUAUUCUAAAUUAUCAAUGACAUUUAACACAAGGAUAUAACUCAAAUACUUUACAUUUACUUACUACUCAGGUAUAACUACUACUUAUGUACUGUUUAUUAAGUUUAUAAAAUUGUAGUGUGGUGUAUGUGAAUGAUGUUAUAUGAUUUUGUUUCUACACAGGCGAGACUACUAUUUUGAAAUAUGCAAUUUAUUUAUGAUCAUCUUUCGAUGGAUUGUACCUUUAAUGUGACUAUAAAUAAGAAUGUCAAUUUAAGAAAUAACUGAAAUAUUUAAGUAUGCAAGUAUCCGGCAAAUUGUUUUAUACUUUCGUAAAAAAAUGUGAUAACUUUAUCGAUAUAAGUACCUAUGUAAUUGUUUUUUAAAUAAUGGAUAUGAUUAUUUAUA
Messenger RNA from Bombyx mandarina (wild silkworm), 2097 nucleotides. RefSeq lists its product as uncharacterized. The record is from RefSeq and is a predicted model, not a curated record. NCBI's taxonomy places the organism in Eukaryota, Metazoa, Arthropoda, Insecta, Lepidoptera, Bombycidae.